AUGUUUUUAGGAUCUCUACUAACUAUUUCCCAUAGAAAGCCGUUGAUGUGCUACGAGAAAGAACUUCACAAUUGUUCCAAAAUACAGAAUCACCACUAUUUGAUGAUAAAGAAUCGUAAAGAAUACAAGCAUACCUAUGAACUACCCGCAUAUUUGCAAGAAAAGAUCAACUCCAAGACAAAGAAAACAGCACCUAAACUUGAAACCGAAGAAGAAGCUGAAGAUCAACUAAUAAUAAGGACCCAACAGCCUUCCCCAGCAGACUUGGACACAAAUGGAAAUCAACUAGUACUACAUGAUCCAAAGAUUGAACACAAUGCAUCAAGAGCCUUAGUACAACGACAACAACAUCAACAGUUUUAUAUUCCAGAAAAACCUGAGUGGCAUGCACCAUGGAAAUUAAUGAGAGUGAUAGGUGGCCAUAAAGGUUGGGUUAGAAGCUUAGCAGUUGAACCGGAAAACAAAUGGUUCGCUUCGGGGUCCAAUGAUAAUACAAUCAAAGUUUGGGAUUUAGCAUCAGGUCAAUUGAAACUAACAUUAACUGGACAUGUUAUGACCGUUAGAGAUAUUGCAAUUUCAGACCGCCAUCCAUAUAUGUUUUCAUGUGGUGAAGAUAAGACAGUGAAAUGUUGGGAUCUUGAAAGAAAUAGAGUUAUUAGAGAUUAUUAUGGUCAUUUAUCGGGAGUUUACUCAUUAGAUGUCCAUCCAACAUUAGAUGUUGUGGUUACAGGUAGUAGAGAUUCUACUGUUAGAGUAUGGGAUAUGAGAACAAGUACAGGGAUAUUCACUCUAAGUGGACAUACUCAACCUUUAACCAAAGUGAAAUGUCAAGCCACAGAUCCUCAAAUCAUAAGUACAUCUAAUGAUAAAACAAUAAGAUUAUGGGAUUUAGCAGCUGGUAAAACACAAACUGUAUUAACACAUCAUAAAAAACCAAUAAGAGGACUAGCAUUACAUCCAACACAAUACGCAUUUGCUACUGCUUCACCUGAUAAUAUCAAGCAAUGGAAGUUCCCAGAAGGUUCAUUCAUGCACAACUUCAUGCCUCGUCAUGAAGGUAUCAUCAAUACACUAUCCAUAAAUCAAGACAAUGUCAUGUUUAGUGGUGGUAAUAAUGGAUCUUUGGCAUUUUUCGACUGGAAUUCUGGUCAUAAAUUUCAAGAAUUACAAACUACAACAAUGCCAGGUUCUUUGGAAUCUGAAGCCGGUAUAUUUUCUAGUACUUUUGAUAAAACUGGUAUGCGUUUGAUAACUGGUGAAGCUGAUAAGAGUAUCAAAAUUUGGAGGGAGAAUCCAGAUGCCACUCCAGAAUCAGACCCAGGAAUUCCGUUUGAUCCUGAACAGUUUAGAGAUAGAUAUUAA
This is a messenger RNA of Hansenula anomala, 1362 nucleotides long. RefSeq names its product mRNA splicing protein PRP46 (gene PRP46). Gene Ontology annotation, molecular function: protein binding. The record is from RefSeq and is a predicted model, not a curated record. The coding region runs from base 1 to 1362 and encodes 453 amino acids. The transcript has 2 exons. Gene Ontology annotation, cellular component: precatalytic spliceosome; Prp19 complex; catalytic step 2 spliceosome. Gene Ontology annotation, biological process: mRNA splicing, via spliceosome. Lineage: Eukaryota; Fungi; Ascomycota; Saccharomycetes; Phaffomycetales; Wickerhamomycetaceae.